GAAACGACGCCCGGCACUCUGGCACAGUGUCACGCGUCCUUUACGUAACCUAAGAAGAAUUCUGGCACGGCCCCACUCUCCACCGAGGAGAAGGGGGGGGAGACGUCAGGAAAAACUUACACUAGAUCCACACGUUUUUGCCAAAGACGACUUUGGUGUCGGUGGUGGUAAUCAAUCGAGGCGAAAACCGUGUGUGACGGAUCGACGACGUCCAGUUGUUUUAGUGUGAGGAGUAGGAAAAAUGAGGAUCGGUCAACUGGAUAAUGGUGAGAGCAGAAGGCGUGCGUUAUCCGGCAUUAGUUUCGAAAAGGCGAAUAAUAUGCUGCCGGGGAUAUCGGCCGUCUAAUAAUAAGUGCGAUCGGUGCGUAUUUUUGGAGUGAUGCUUCAUGGGAUGUAGCUGCCACCCUUUGAAAUAUUAUGAGUGAACUGCAGUCGACCAUUGAGUUUUCUGUCGAGUUAUACAAGUUUUACAAUGUGGACCUUUUUCAAAGAGGAAUAUAUCAAGUGCGAUGUUCUUUACGGGUGUCAGCCAAACUGGGUGCGGAAGUUGAAGUAGCAACACCGGAAAUCACCACCGGACUGGGAUCGGCUGUGGUUUUAGGGCACUACGGGUCUUGUAGGCCAUUUAAGAUUCUUUAUAGGAAUGAGGAGGUGUCAUUAAAGGAUGUCGUAUUGUUUAGGUGUCAUAUGUUAGUAGACGCGAACAACAUCCGGGAAUCCCUGGACCGUGCAGAUUUCUGUCUUAUCCUGGAUCUUUGGUUUAGCGACACCACCGUCAACUCGUUAUCGCUAGUGUCCACCCGGACGCUUCAGUUGAAUUUCUCACCGGUAGAGGGCCUACACUAUCAUUUGCCGGUUGUUUUUGAUUAUUUCCAUUUGUCCGCCGUGUCCGUUACUGUACACGCGUCACUUACUGCCUUAGUUCAACCAUCUUUAAAGAAAGGUAUACUACGAUACGUGCAGAGUUGCGCUCCAAAAACAUCGAAAUCCUGGAGCAAAAUCCGCACCACCCACUGUUCUACGUUAACCGAUCCCGUCCCGCAAGUGAGCAGUCAAAAGUUUUAUAAUAGAAUUAACGAAUCUUCCCAUUUAGAAGCCUAUAACGUUCUCUUAGAAUCGAGCAAUAAUUUAAAAACCACCAUUAAAGACUAUAAAUUACUAUUAAUGCAACGAGAGGAGUUCGUGUCUGAUAACUACGACACUCUUAUUGUUAAAUAUAACGAUUACGAUAGCACUUUGCUCUUGAAGAAAAACCCUUAUAAACCCACGUCGAACCUAGAAGAGCUCUGCGGAGGCAACAUCAAGCUAUGGAACUACUUUUUGCUCACCUUCAGCUGUAAAAUAGCCAUCCAACAAUAUCUGAGCAAGAAGCAUCACUAUCUGAGAGUCGGACGGUUUUCUGAGCUAUUUUUCACUAUCAAAAACCCCAGGAAAACCGCCCUGGGGUGCUACGAGGCAAAAUUUCAAAAGUACCUACUGAUAUCGGAGCUAACAAAAAGGUCGAAAUAUAUGCAGCUACUUCCCCCACUGCCUGUGCAUUGUAGUUUCUUAGACGGAGACAGUGCGACGAUGCCAAUCAUUUUCGAAGAUCAGUAUCAGGAUCCGCAAGUCGCCGUUGGAAAAGGACAAGAUGAGGAUUUUGUCAAAGCAAAACCAAAAGAUCAGAUCUCGCUGCUGUCCUCCUCAAGAAGCAUCCCAUGCAGUAACGGAGAUCCAAUCUACGACUCUCAAACAACGCGAUUUAAACGAUCAAAAACCACCGAUAACACCGCAAAAUGUUCUUGCGGCUUCGACGUUUGGGAACCGCAGAAACCUUUUGAAAAAACGACGGAUUUAUGCAAAAGGGAUGACUCCUUUAAUACCGUACCGACCAGACACAGUAAAUCUCUGGACCACCUUAAAGGGUCCACAUCAACGACCAGUUUCCACGCUUCGAUGACCAACAUUCUUACUGAGAACAAAUUGCUCUCGAUGAGACCAAAAUCCCCCUCAGAAAAUCGCUUCUACAAAAUCGAAACGUUAAAAAACGUCGCUAGCGAGUAUAAUUUUCGGUACAACGAGAAGUACGUCUUAAAAGUUGGGGUGGGAAAAAAACCGAAAAAACCCUUAAGCCUUUAUAAGUCGGUCAUGCCCAGAUCGACAUCGAUGCAAACCUUUUUACCGAAACCUUACGACGAGGGUAAAAAGUUUAACUCACUAAUAAACCAAAAAUCGAAAACCAUCACGAAUGGUGCGAUCGUCCAUCAAAAUGGCACAACGAAAUCAAAAUGUAACUCACAGACUCUAAGUAGAAAAUCAAAAAUUUUCGAAAUCGGUUCGACCAGUAGCUCGACCGAGGAGAGCAUAUCUCAAAACCUGCCCAAAACAGGAUCAUCUCUUAGUAAUAACGUAUUAAGUGAUAGUUUAAGGAAAGCGAGGAGUAGUUCCUGUAUAUCGGAGGAACUGUUGCCAUUAUUAGUGUCUUCUGGGGCGGAAUCGUUGCCAAAUCUCAGUCCGAAGAUGGAAACCAAGUUGGGUAGUUGUGUGGAGUUUUCUAGUAGCGGUAGUACUAGUAGUUGCUCGUCUGCUACUAGCGAACAAAGCGGAUGGAUAUCCUCUAGAAGCAGCUCCGUAGACACCAGUACCGACGCAACCAAUCCUGCCACAAGUGCUAUAGAUUCAAAGUUAGAUAUGUUACAAAAGGAACUAGAUCGCCUUACGGAGGAGAGCAAGAAACUUAGUGAUAUUAGCAAGAAGCCUGACAAAGAUAGAACUACUAAUAUUAAGAAUAUAUCAAAAGCAAAAAUUUAUUUAGGUAAAAAUAGAGGAGAAAUUAAAAAAAAAGAGAACGAAGAAACGGAUUAUGGCUGUGAACAAAAUCAAACCAUACAAGAACCAAUGGAGGAUAUCGCUUUAUUACCCCCGAAACAAUUUAGAGAUUUAAUUUCCCCAUCCAGUUCAGUCAUCACACAUGAUAACGAAGAACCCGAUCAACUAUCAGAGGAUGAAGAAAUAAAUGCGAUUGAUAACUUACUUUAUCACGUGAUAGAUAUCCAAACUAAUGUUGAAGAAAAAACGGAAAAACCCAGUCAAUUAAGUGAUAACUCUUAUCACUCCAGAAGACAAGAGUUACCACUUGAAAAUAGUCGUAGUAGCAGUAGUCAAUGUGAGACUGAACCAGACGAAUUUCAUUUUAACAAAGGAAACUCUGAGGCCCUAAAGGCGUUCCUAAAGGCAAAAAAGGAGUUCAAAAGUCAAUUAAACUUCCCAGGAAUUUUAUAUUCGGAUUUAAAUUCAUACGCUUCCCAAGUACCUUACUUCCAUAUCGCCGAUGAGUUUCGGAUAUUUUCACCAGAGGGAAUGCAUUUAGUGAUAUGCGUUCACGGCCUAGAUGGUAACUCAGCCGACCUAAGAUUGGUAAAAACGUAUUUGGAAAUGGGUCUUCCAGGGGCCUACCUUGACUUUCUAAUGUCCGAACGAAAUCAGGGUGAUACUUUUAGCGAUUUCAAUACGAUGACUGACCGUUUAGUUAAUGAAAUAUUACAAUAUUUAGACUCGAGCAGUAUUAGACCUACGAGGAUAAGUUUCGUAGGGCACUCCUUAGGUAACAUUAUCAUAAGAUCCGCGUUAACUCGGCCCCAGUUGAAAUUUUUACUGCCAAGACUGCAUACGUUUCUAUCACUUUCUGGACCACACUUAGGGACUUUGUAUAAUAGUAGUGGAUUAGUUAAUAUGGGUAUGUGGUUUAUGCAAAAAUGGAAAAAGUCCGGAUCUCUAUUGCAGUUGUGUUUGAAGGAUGCGACUGAUCCGAGACAGUCUUUUUUAUACACUCUCAGUCAGAAGAGUACUUUACAUUAUUUUAAGAAUAUUUUGCUGUGUGGGUCUGGACAAGACAGAUACGUCCCGUUACACUCAGCAAGAAUCGAGCUGUGCAAAGAAUCAUUAAAAGACACAUCAGAACAGGGUAUAAUCUACAGGAAAAUGGUCCAAAACAUCAUGCAGCCGAUAAUCGCGCAGACUGACCUAAAACUGUUGCGCUACGACGUUCACCACGCCUUACCGAACACGGCGAACGCCCUCAUCGGUCGCGCAGCCCACAUCGCCGUCUUGGAUUCCGAGAUUUUUAUCGAAAAAUUCAUGGUCGUUGUCGGCAUCAAGUAUUUCCGUUGAGUUUUCCCUUUACUUUGUCACUUCCUUUUUCUAUAUUUGAGAUAAAAUGGUUUUAAAAAAUUAAA
This is a messenger RNA of Anthonomus grandis grandis, 4214 nucleotides long. RefSeq names its product protein FAM135A. The transcript is spliced from 17 exons. Lineage: Eukaryota; Metazoa; Arthropoda; Insecta; Coleoptera; Curculionidae. The record is from RefSeq and is a predicted model, not a curated record. The coding region runs from base 418 to 4149 and encodes 1243 amino acids.